Molecule: messenger RNA, 2682 nt
Organism: Colletotrichum higginsianum IMI 349063
Lineage: Eukaryota; Fungi; Ascomycota; Sordariomycetes; Glomerellales; Glomerellaceae
Product: WD repeat domain-containing protein
Exons: 3
Coding region: 1-2682 (893 amino acids)
Molecular function (GO): protein binding
Source: RefSeq, a predicted model, not a curated record
AUGAGCUGGCAGAUGGUUCCGGGCAUGGGGUCCAACGUAGGCAACGGCAUGGGCGGGCCUGGGGGCAACGAGAUGGGCGGUGCGAUGCAGGGCAACGGCAGCAACCAGCCUCAUGCGACCGAGUACACGCUGCAGGGUGUAAUGCGCUUCCUCCAAACCGAAUGGCACCGUCACGAGCGGGACAGGAAUGCUUGGGAGAUCGAUCGCCAGGAGAUGAAGGCGAGGAUAGCCGCCCUCGAAGGCCAGGCGAGACGGUCCGACGCGACGCAAAAGGCCCUGAAGAAAUACGUGACCAUCCUCGAGAAGAAGGUCAAGGACCAGGCCGCACAGCUCAAGGGAGGCGCCAGGGCGGCCGAUGAGCCUGCAGAGGCAGAGAAGAAUCGGGCUUUCCAGAUCCAGGAGAAGCUUCGAUCCUCCAAGAAGUCGCCCGAUGCUCACGACAAUGAGCUCGACAUCGAAAAGGGUGACGACGAAUCCCAACGGGCCGACCUCAAGUCCUUCUUGGACCAGUGUCAGGCCGAGUUCACCUAUCUCAUGGUCACGCCAGCGAACCCGCUGCCUCCCCGCGAGUCGCCUCCGCUCCCGAUACUCGAAGAUUUGCGUGAGGGCGAGCCGUUUGGCAUCGCAGCCGGCAAGCCUUUUCAGGAGCCGCCAUUCCCCUUCGCAUCCUCGUCACUCGUGCCGCAAAACCAUAUGCGCGAAGCCAACCGACCUCCCCCUGCUCCUAACCACGCACCGCCCAUGCAGCGAAGCCAGCCGACUAGUUUCCAAGUAAAGCCGGUGGAACAACAGCAGCAGCAACAACAACAGCAGCAACAUCAACAACAGCAACAGCAGCAACAGCAGCAGCAACAGCAACAGCAGCAGCAACAACAGCAACAGCAGCAGCAGCAUCAAUCCAUGCCGCCACAAAACCCCGAACCCGCACCGCCCGUAAUGUACGCUGCCGGCACCGAGUGGCCCCAACCCAUGUCGGUGACGGCCCGCAUGCUCGACGACAACUUGCAGCGUCCUAGCCAUGCUGUGGAAUCCGUCAGCAGCGUCGAGCCGACGGACGAGCCCCAGCCUAGCACUCGUCCCGCACCCGAGUCGGACGCAUGGGAUUUCUCCGAUGGCGCGUUCCCCGAGUCCAACUCGUCGCAACCCCUACAGCAACAACUCACUAACCGACCCGAUACCGAUGCUUUUCCAACGGCGGACAGCCUUCCCAAGUCGCCCAACCGUGGGCCUGGCUCUAAUCGCCGCAAAGGCUCCAUGUCGCGAAGGCGCAGUGCAGAGCAUGAGCUGUCCUUGAACUCGGCCGCCCAGAAAUCGGAGACGGGCAACUUUAAGCUGCGGUUUGGACUCCGAGGUCACCUAGAUACGGUGCGAACCGUCAUCUUCUCGGGAGGCGGCAGUCCUGGAGAGCCGGAAAUCUGCACUGCUGGCGACGACGGCAUGAUCAAACGCUUCCAUAUUCCCCGUGUCGACAAUCACGGCCAGACCAAUGCGGCAUCGGAUCUCGACGUGACAGCUAACUUCUCCCACCGUGGCCACGCCGGCGCUGUUCUUUGUUUGACUUCCUGGUCGCCGUCUCCGAGCUUUAGUACCGGCGGUCGCGCCCAAGGCGACGGCUGGAUAUUUUCCGGUGGCCAAGACGCAACCAUACGGGUCUGGGAACGUGGCAGAGUCGACCCCAAGGCCACCCUCGAGGGCCACACCGAUGCCGUAUGGGCGUUGUGCGUGUUGCCGACUACCUUGGGGGCCAUCUUUGGCCAGAACAGCCAAUACGGAAGUCCCGAUCGCAUCCUCCUUGUCUCUGGCGGAGCCGACGGAUCUGUCCGUCUUUGGGCCGUCAGCGCACCUCCUCAGUUGACCUCUCCCCAGCCGGGCACGAACAGAGCCGGUCCGUCGGGUAGCCGAGGCCGUGUGCGCGGCAACUCGAUGAGCUCGGGAAGUGCGUUCUCGAGCAACCCGCAGCCCAACAUGGCAUCCAACUCGCCAUUUAACCACACUCUGGUUCACAACAUUCCGAGACCCGGUGGCUCUGAUGCCAGCCCUACGUGUAUUACCCCUCUCAGUCCUAGCGGCGAAACCUUUGUCGUCUCCUACUCGGACGCAUCUAUUCUCGUAUACGACACGAGAACAGGUGAACAGACGGGAACGAUGGAUAGCUCCGAGACUUAUGACGGCUCCAUCAACACGAGUGUCAACGCUGUCGUUGCGACGACCGUUGGACUGGAACAGCCACAGGGUGGCUUGUCUGAAGAAGAAAGCAGUGCGGGCGGUGGACCGACGGGCGGAGGCAGAUCUAUGGCUGGGUCCGGUGUCGAGGGCGUCAUCAUUUCCGGACACGAGGAUCGGUUCGUGCGGUUCUUCGAUGCCAACAGCGGUAAGUCGUGGAAGUCAGGCGCCGACGAGCAAAGUGCUGACCAAUCUUCAGGGCAAUGUACAUACAAUAUGCUGGCGCACCCGGCAUCGAUUUCGGGCCUUUCCCUGAGUCCAGAUGGCCGUGAGCUUGUCAGCGCAGGCCACGAUGCCUCGCUGCGGUUCUGGAGUCUCGAGAAGCGCUCCUGCACGCAGGAGAUUACAAGCCAUCGGAUCAUGCGCGGCGAGGGCGUGUGCUCUGUCGUCUGGAGUCAAGAUGGCAAGUGGGUUGUCAGCGGCGGCGGCGACGGUGUGGUGAAGGUCUUUGCACGGUAG